Pseudo-nitzschia multistriata is the source of this 1496-nucleotide messenger RNA. The record is from the annotation of a GenBank genome assembly. NCBI's taxonomy places the organism in Eukaryota, Bacillariophyta, Bacillariophyceae, Bacillariales, Bacillariaceae.
CAUACUGUAGCACCGUACGUCUCGUCACGAAGAGACAGAAAACACCGGAAGCAAACGCAUCGCACAUUGUCUCUCCCUUGGGAACGAAGAAAACGGGGGGAUAUCACAUUGAUUCAGUCAACUCCACCGAAUAAUUAAUAUGCUCGCAUCGAGAGGAAGAGCAGUAAUUGCACGGAUCGCUCGAGUCUCGGCGGCCAGCGGCGCAGCAGCGCCAUCGUCGUUGGCAGCGGCGUCCUGCCGACGUUUUGUCGCUGCCACGAACGUGGUUCUCGAAAAACACAUCACAAAGGUGCCAACUAUGGGAGAUUCCAUCACGGAGGUGAGGCGAACAAUGUGUGGGGUGGAUGCAUUGUCUGUCACCCACGAGUCGAUCGUUGGACCGAUCGAGAGACUUCGGGACGAGAACUGUGAUUCACGUGCGCAUGUUGAUUUUUUGACCGAGAAGCCUAACACCGACCUUGGGGUUUUUAUUUAAUGUUGCUGUAUUACGAGUAGGGUACUAUUGUGGAAUGGGUGGCUCAGAUUGGUCAAAAGGUGGAAGAGGAGGUGAGAAAAUGUGAAUAGAGCGGUUUUAAGUGUUGAUCUCGAUAAAAGCGAUUUUUACGUGCGUUGUCGGCUCAUUCGUAUUUUUAAUGGAACAUAUUUCUGUCAGGAUAUUGUAGCACUUAUUGAGACGGAUAAAGUCACAGUGGAUAUCAAAGCCACAAAGGCUGGCGUUAUCGUUCAACAAUUCGGUGCCAUGUAAGCCAUGACUACAAUUUUUGUUCGGGGCGACCGUAUUGUUUUGUAUUCGAAAUCUGCCACAAAUCACUCAACAUUGAUGUUCCGUACAAACUGAUUUUUCUCGAACGAUUGCUUGCGUCCUUAAGCGAUGACGAGGUGGAGGUCGGCGCCGAUUUAUACGAAAUCGAUACGGAAGCAGAAGCGACGGUAGAGGCUGCUCCCCAGUCCACCGAAGCGACACCGGCGGCUCCAGCUGCUUCGACUCCAGAGCCUGCACCAGUGGCAUCGGCUCCGGCCCCGGUCCCUGCCAGUAGUGCGGUAGCACAACGCAUCCCGUCCAUCAAGUUUCUGGGUAAAGAAGGGUGGGCGCGUGCCCUCACCGUCGAGCCCGCAUUGGUUAUACCCGCAUCGUAUGGACGGCUCGAGUUUUCUGAGGAAGAGAUGGAAGCCCUGUGGUCGGGCGGUGCGAAUCUCGCACCCGAAUUGAAGGAAUAUUCCACAGGGGCCAUCUUUUCUGCGUAGCGAUAAUGGAUGGCAUUGUAGCUCAACCUUGAUUUUGUCUUCUUUUGAGGAACCCCCUUCAUUCGUGAUUGGUUAACCGUGUGCCAUGUUUUCGAAAUGGUCAAAGCUAGGGGGCGAAUCAAGUCAUAUUAACCUGGCGACCGCCACCCGUAGUUAUAAAUUUGAUAAGUAGAAAUGGUUGAUAGGAGUUGUUCGAUCUUUCACAUGCUAGUUUGAAAAAUUGAAAGUGUUAAUACAGAUCAGAAUCAUGA